Plasmodium gonderi is the source of this 1962-nucleotide messenger RNA. RefSeq lists its product as hypothetical. The transcript is spliced from 2 exons. The record is from RefSeq and is a predicted model, not a curated record. NCBI's taxonomy places the organism in Eukaryota, Apicomplexa, Aconoidasida, Haemosporida, Plasmodiidae. The coding region runs from base 1 to 1962 and encodes 653 amino acids.
AUGCCUCAGUUAGUGCCAGUUUAUAAUCAGGAAAAAUCCUUAAAGGAGCAAGAUGAUAAAGAGUUAUUGAAACAUAGGAAUUGGGAUUUUGCCCACUCCCUAGUGAAAUUAAAAAAAAAAGAAGACGAUGGAAAUUUUCCCGAUGCUUAUGAUAAUAAUCCACACUUAAAAAAAAGCAAUAACCUCAUAAAAAAUGAAAAAGGAUUAUGGGUACCAAAAAAGAGAAAAAAGGGUGAAGAUAAAAUUAAAUGUAAUAAAAUAAAAGACGAAACUGAAAAGGACCAAAAAAAAAAAAAACAUAUUCAAAAAAAUCGUAACAAAUCGAAUAGUUACGCUACCUCCGAUGAUUCGAACUAUUCCAAUCAUUAUAAUUCUUCAAACAGUUCUUAUAAAAAAAAAAAAAGAAGGAAAACAUUAGUUAGAUCAGCAUCAGUUAGAAAUAGUACGAGCUCAUAUUCUUCAGUUGUGCGUGAAAGCACGAAAAGGAGUUCUUAUGUAUGCAAUACCAAGAGAUCUAGUAAACAGAAAGAAAAGAAAAUGAAAAAUAAAAUAUAUGAAAAAGGCCGAAGAUGUCACAAGGAUGAGGAUAAUGAUGAUAGGGAAGAUGGGGAAGAUAGAGAAGUUAGUGAAGGUGAGGAAGAUAGAGAUGAUAGUGAAGAUAUGGAAGAUAGAAAAGAUAGUGAAGAUAUGGAAGAUAGAGAAGAUAGUGAUGAUAGUGAAGAUAGGGAAGAUAGAGAAGAUAGUGCAGAUAGGGGGGAUAGGAAAAAUAGGAAUAAUAGGAAAAAUAAGAAUCAUAGGAAAAGUAAGAAUCAUAGGAAAAGUAAGAAUCAUAGGAAAAGUAAGAAUCAUAGGGAAUACAGAAAAAGUGCAAAGAAACAUGAUAAAAAAAAAAAAAAAAAAAAAAAGUUGAAAUCGAAUGACAGCACAAGUGAAGACAACAACACAUCCGACGAACACAUGGAUGGAGAUAAUACUAAUUCGUUUGAACAGUCAAACAAAAAUGAACACAGUGCCAAUUCUGUGAAAAAAUUAAAUGAUAAAAACAUCAACCCCAGUGAAAUAAGUGACGAUAAACUGAGCGAAGGCGAUACUGUUUCCUCGGAUAGCGAUCUAAGUAAACUUCAGUACAUUGACCUAUCUGAUAAUACAAGAAAAAUUACAAAAAAUUACAACAGAAAAGAACUUUCUGGAAGUGAAAAUGAUAAUGCAAAUUCUGAACAAAAAGACAAUGGGCAUUAUCUUAAAAGGGAGCACAAUCGAAAGCCUGUGCAUAGGUAUGAACAUAAACAUGGAUUUCGACACGAUCAUAUGCAUCAUGCUAGAUACAGUGAUUAUAACCAAAAGGAUCUUGACGAGGAAGACGAAGAUGAGGAAGGAACAAAUAAACAUAAAGCUAUCAUGUAUCAUCAGAGAAAAGAUGAUUCUCAAGUAAGGAAAAUGUCUCCAUAUGACAAGAGAAAUAAUACUUACAGAGAGAAGGAAAGAAAGAGGAAAGAAUUAAAUUCAUCUGAUAACGAGAAUGAUUGGAAUUAUAACAAUAACAGAAAAUACGAUAGGAGAUAUCAUGAUCAUUCAAAUGACAGAAAUGAUAAAAGAUACAACUAUGAGAAGAAUAAGUAUUUCAAUAAAUGGGAUAGACAAGAAUGGUCUGAUAAUAGAAGAGGACGAUAUAGAAGAACCCAGUUAAGAGAUAAUUGUCAUUACGAAACGGUUGAAGAAAUAAAAAAUAAAUGUAUACCAAAUUUUGAUCAAAAAGAUGAUAACGCUCAAGAUGGAGAAAUUAAACGUGAUAACACAAAAACGGGUGAUAAAAACAAAUUAGAAAAUGUAGAAAUGACUGAAAUAGAUGAGGAUGAAAUAACAGAAAAAAAAAAAGUAGAAGAAAUAAAUAAAAAGCUGCAAGAAAAGCUUGAGGAGGAGAAAAUUAUGGAAUCAUUGGGUUUACCCCUUGGAUUUGUUUAA